Molecule: messenger RNA, 1495 nt
Organism: Helicoverpa zea (corn earworm)
Lineage: Eukaryota; Metazoa; Arthropoda; Insecta; Lepidoptera; Noctuidae
Gene: CPG24
Product: repetitive proline-rich cell wall protein 1
Exons: 2
Coding region: 28-1224 (398 amino acids)
Source: RefSeq, a predicted model, not a curated record
GGCGAACGAACGAAGACACACAGCACCAUGAAGUUAUUGGUUGUAUUGGUCGCAUCGCUGGCCGUGGUGGCCUUUGCCAGCGAGGAGAAAGGCGCACCGAAACAGGCGGCAGCAUCCGAAGACAAGAAACAGGAGAAGAGAGGCAUCUAUGACAUCGGACAUUACGGAGGCGGCGGCGGCGGUGGCGAUGAGGGCGGCUACGGUGGACACGGCUUCGGCGGCGGAGAGAGCAUAAGCUUCGGACACGGCGGUGGCGAGAGCUUCGGACACGGUGGCGGAGAAAGCUUCGGACACGGAGGUGGUGAAAGCUACGGUCAUGGCGGCGGCGACUUCGGUGGCUCCAGCGGUGGAUGGAAACCCAUCUCCUCUGAGGAACACGGACACCAACACCACGAGCACGUUAAGACCAUCGAGGUCAUCAAGAAGGUCCCCGUCCCAUACACCGUUGAGAAACACGUGCCCUACACCGUUGAGAAGAAAGUACCUUAUGAAGUCAAGGUUCACGUGCCCCAGCCCUACACCGUUGAAAAGAAAGUCCCCGUCACCGUUAAGGAGUACGUCAAAUACCCCGUGUACGUGCCUGAACCCUACACCGUUGAGAAGAAGGUUCCUUAUGAAGUCAAGGUACCCGUCGACAAACCUUACGAAGUGAAAGUCAAAGUACCCACUCCUUACACCGUCGAAAAGAAGGUGCCCUAUGAAGUCAAGGUCCCCGUUCCUCAGCCCUACACCGUUGAGAAGAAGUACCCCGUCCCCGUGAAAUACGAAGUCAAAGUACCCCAGCCUUACGAAGUCAUCAAGAAGGUGCCUUAUGAAGUGAAAGUUCCCGUGGACAAGCCUUACAACGUCUACGUGCCCAAACCUUACCCAGUACCUGUUGAGAAGCCCUACCCAGUCACUGUUCACAAGCCGGUGCCCUAUGAAGUCAAGGUCCCCGUUGACAAGCCCUACAAGGUGGAGGUGGAGAAGCCCUACCCCGUGCACAUCAAGGUCCCAGUGCCCAAGCCUUAUGACGUGUACAAGAAGGUCCCCUACACUGUUGAGAAGAAGGUUCCUUAUGAAGUGAAAGUGCCCAUUGACAAGCCCUACCCCGUCUACAAGGACGUGCCAUUCCCACUGGUGAAGGAGGUGCCUUACCCCGUGAAGGUGCACGUACCCUACUACAUCAAGAAGGAGGAGGAACACCACGACCAUCACCAACAGCAGCAGCACGGCUGGCACUGAGUGACGUUAGGCUAGGUCUCACCUUGUACCUUGUAGGUUAAGUUCAGAAAUGUGAUCAAUUAGUAUUUUUAGUGUAUAUAUAUUUUUGCUAAAUUUGAUGAAUGUUGGUGCUGUUCGCUCACAGUCUCGGUUGUGAAGUCGUGAUGGCAGCCAUGUUGCGAUGUGUUUGCUGAACGAAUACGAAUUUUUGCUCUAACUUAAACAGUCGAGUCACAUCGAUUUUUUUAUUGUUACCAUUUUUUUAACGAGAACUGACUAAAACACAUCUAAA